Molecule: messenger RNA, 2340 nt
Organism: Ogataea angusta
Lineage: Eukaryota; Fungi; Ascomycota; Pichiomycetes; Pichiales; Pichiaceae
Exons: 1
Coding region: 1-2340 (779 amino acids)
Biological process (GO): ubiquitin-dependent protein catabolic process; DNA damage response; protein ubiquitination
Cellular component (GO): Cul4-RING E3 ubiquitin ligase complex
Molecular function (GO): ubiquitin protein ligase binding
Source: RefSeq, a predicted model, not a curated record
AUGAAGGAGUGGGGAGAGGGAGUGAUCUCCGCGUCUGAAUUCCCCAAAAUCCUGCAGUUUGGCUUUGGUGAAAGCCGCAAACGCAGCUAUGAAGCGGACUCGCCAGUCGAUCAAGUGGACGUCACAGAUGGUCAUAAGAAAGAUAUUAUCACAAAGCUUGACAAGGCAAUCGAUGUGAUUCUGAUGGGUCGUUCGCCAUACGAUCUUCCCGGCUCUUUGUCUUUGCUUCAGUCGAUCUGCAUGUUUGUCUACAUGGACAAAUCUUGGGUCUCUAGCAUAUAUGAUCGCAUCACCAACGUUUUUGACACACACAUGCUACCCCUGAUUGAAAAAGCCAUAGGGUCUGACCAUCCUCUUGCAGGCUGUUGCAGCAUGUACACAAUGUGGCGACAACGUCUUCGAGAACUUCACAUGCUUUUGAUUAUGCCAGAUGAGUCUACAACGUUACGGCUGCCAAGCGGAAAAAAGAUCAAGUUCAUACCGUUUGGACUUGAUCUCUUUGCGUCUAGAGUGCUAAACUCCAACAAGCCCAAGGACUACAUGGUGAGAUUAGCGGAUCCAUCUGAAAACAGGCUGCGAUCGAUAGUGCUUCUUGCUAUUAAAGACAUGAUGUACAGCCUUGUGAGUCCGACGCCUGAGUCCGAGCAAUUGAAGGAGAUGGUGGCCGAGAUCCACAAUAUCCAGCUCGAGCUUCAUGGCGAAAGCAAACUCCAUCUUUUCGAGGUGAUGAAACAAGCCACGCAUCAGAAUUUCGCCAGCAUUAGGGAUCAGCUUCUACUGACCCCAGAGUCGUAUCUUCCCAAAGCAAUUGAGUACCAGAAUAUCAUCCCCUUAUAUGUGGAUAUAUUCAAGCCGUUCUUGCCUCCUGACUUCGUCUCCAACGACCUGCUUGAAACAUUGCUAGGAACUUCUGUGCUUGCAGCCAAUCCGCAAGCAGUACAUGCCUGUUUUGGGUUUGACUGGAAUAUCCAAGUUUCAGCCAUGUUGAUUCAGCUCUACGCUGACGAGGAAAAAUCCUGGCUUCUUUCUGCCAUCGAGGAAUACAACAUCAAACUAUAUCGCAGUUACAUAAGUCAGCACUUGAAGGAUAAAGGUCUUAUAGCGGAUAUAUUUCGCUUGUAUCAGAGGCUUUCUUCCAAUGCAAUACAGACCUUUGGCAGAGAGAAUUCCAUUCCAAAGAAUAUUUUCGUGAAUGCCAUCCAGCAAAUCCCAAAUGGGCCCGUGCACGUUUGCGACCAUCUCUUGAAAUAUAUCGAAACAAUAUUGGGAAAGCCCUCGUUGCAGGAUCUGGACAAUAAAUCUCGGUCUGGUCGACGACUCUCCGACUUGGAUCCACAGGACUCCAUCACGACAAUUCUGAUAUUGAUUCCAUCAAGCAGACGAUACUUCUUUGACAAAUAUCAAAUUCAAGUCUCUCGGAGAUUGCUGAGAGGCCAGUCCUUUUUCAUCAAUAGAGAGCUUAAAUUGGAGUGGCUAGAGCUCGAAAGAGAGCUUUUGAAGAAGCUCAAAGAUAUGUGUGGCCGCGAGUACACCGAUCAGUUGGAUUCCAUGGUGGAAUCCGUUGGGCUUUCGGAGCUGGAUAUACCUGACUUUCUUGAUGUGCACAAACACUCUACACUUGGCUCUGUUGAUAUGGAUAUCUGCUGUGUCGAUGCUCAUUGCUGGCCUCGUGUUCCUGAGAAUCAACCUCUGAUAAUUCCCUCUCAAUUGCAACCAUUGUUGCAUGAAUACGAGACAUUUUACCGUUCGCAGCACAAAUCGCGAAAACUCCAAUGGAAAUAUCACUUCCAUAGAGUCACUCUAGAUGUACAGUUUGACGAAACAAAACCUAGAAAACAAACCAUUGAGUGUUCUCUAUACCAGGCUGCAAUUAUUCUAGCUUUUGAAGACCAUUCUUCCCUGUCGUUUGAUCAGAUCAAGUCCAAGACGGGAAUGAGUAACAAGUUCAUGACACAAAAUUUGAACAUAAUGUCAAGCUCCAAAUUCCCUAUACUAGUGCAAAAUACCGACUAUCGAAUAAACGAGAGCUUUAAAUGUUCUAGGAAAACUCUCAGGCUACCGAUCCAGUUAGUUGAAAGCACAACUACUAUCGAGCCGCGGUCGUCUGACGAGCCAUCAAGAGGCUGGAUCUCUUCAAAGAUAGAAGCCUUUGUUGUGCGCACUUUAAAGGCGGAGCAAACGAUAGCCCAUGACAGACUGCUGCUGCAAGUGCUGGACCACAUGAAACAGCAGCAACUAUACGAAAGAGACGUUGUUGCUCUUGUAAAAAGUGUUAUCGAGAAGCUUAUCAAUGAAGACUAUGUUGCAAGGGAGGCAGACGAUUAUGUGUAUGUUCCAUAA